AGCCUUAGUGGAUUGACAAAUUUAUAGAUUUUUUCAAUUUUUUUCAUUAUUUUUUACCUUUUUUUCAUUUAAAGCAUUGUUUGAGUGAAAAGGAACGUAUUGCAACAAAUUCCGAAUUAAAAUAAAACAAAUUUUUAAAUUUUGCUAAAUUUCUCAAAAAAAUGGCAAGGGGUACCCCUUAUGAAAUUUUCGAGUGGAAAAUUUUUUUAAAAUUUUUUUCUGAUGUUUAAUUCUUUUUUUAAUUUAAAGCAAUAUUUGAGUGAAAAGGAACUUAUUGCAACAAAUUCGCAAUAAAAUAUAUCACAUUUAAAAAUUUUACUGAAUUGCAGAAAAAUGAGGAACAUUUUACAUUUUCUCAAACAGGGUAAGGAACUUGGUUCCUCGCAUAACUUCUGGCACAGACAUCUGAGGGCAUGGCCGUCCAAGAAGAAAAUGUAGCCAUUGGUGCCAUCUAUCGACCACAGGCAAAGAUUUGAUAUCCGUUAGAUACCGACCGAGUUAUAGGCAAAAUUUGGUGCAAAAAUGAGGAACAUUUUACAUUUUCUCAAACAGGGUAAGGAACUUGGUUUCUCGCAUAGCUUCUGGCACAGACAUCUGAGGGCAUGGCCGUCCAAGAAGAAAAUGUAGCCAUUGGUGCCAUCUAUCGACCACAGGCAAAGAUUGGCGAUCCGUUGGAUACCGACCGAGUUAUAGGCAAAAUUUGGUGCAAAAAUGAGGAAAAUUUUACAUUUUCUCAAACAGGGUAAGGAACUUGGUUCCUUGCAUAGCUUCUGGCACAAACAUCUGAGGGCAUGGCCGUCCACGAAGAAAAUGUAGCCAUUGGUGCCAUCUAUCGACCACAGGUUAAAGAUUGGCGAUCCGUUAGAUACCGACCGAGUUAUAGGCAAAACUUGGUGCGAAAAUAAGCCUUAGUGGAUUGACAAAUUUAUAGAUUUUUUCAAUUUUUUUCAUUAUUUUUUACCUUUUUUAAUAUAAAGCAUUGUUUGAGUGAAAAGGAACUAAUUGCAACAAUUUCGCAUUAAAAUAAAACAAAUUUUUAAAUUUUGCUAAAUUUCUCAAAAAAAUGGCAAGGGGUACCCCUUAUGAAAUUUUCGAGUGGAAAAUUUUUUUGAAAUUUUUUCUGAUUUUUUAUUCUUUUUUUAAUUUAAAGCAAUAUUUGAGUGAAAAGGAACUUAUUGCAACAAAUUCGCAAUAAAAUAUAUCACAUUUAAAAAUUUUGCUGAAUUGCAGAAAAAUGAGGAACAUUUUACAUUUUCUCAAACAGGGUAAGGAACUUGGUUUCUCGCAUAGCUUCUGGCACAGACAUCUGAGGGCAUGGCCGUCCAAGAAGAAAAUGUAGCCAUUGAUGCCAUCUAUCGACCACAGGCAAAGAUUGGAGAUCCGUUGGAUACCGACCGAGUUAUAGGCAAAACUUGGUGCAAAAAUGAGGAAAAUUUUACAUUUUCUCAAAAAGGUAAGGAACUUGGUUCCUCGCAUAACUUCUGGCACAGACAUCUGAGGGCAUGGCCGUCCAAGAAGAAAAUGUAGCCAUUGGUGCCAUCUAUCGACCACAGGCAAAGAUUGGCGAUCCGUUGGAUACCGACCGAGUUAUAGGCAAAAUUUGGUGCAAAAAUGAGGAAAAUUUUACAUUUUCUCAAACAGGGUAAGGAACUUGGUUCCUUGCAUAGCUUCUGGCACAAACAUCUGAGGGCAUGGCCGUCCACGAAGAAAAUGUAGCCAUUGGUGCCAUCUAUCGACCACAGGUUAAAGAUUGGCGAUCCGUUAGAUACCGACCGAGUUAUAGGCAAAACUUGGUGCGAAAAUAAGCCUUAGUGGAUUGACAAAUUUAUAGAUUUUUUCAAUUUUUUUCAUUAUUUUUUACCUUUUUUAAUAUAAAGCAUUGUUUGAGUGAAAAGGAACUAAUUGCAACAAUUUCGCAUUAAAAUAAAACAAAUUUUUAAAUUUUGCUAAAUUUCUCAAAAAAAUGGCAAGGGGUACCCCUUAUGAAAUUUUCGAGUGGAAAAUUUUUUUGAAAUUUUUUCUGAUUUUUUAUUCUUUUUUUAAUUUAAAGCAAUAUUUGAGUGAAAAGGAACUUAUUGCAACAAAUUUGCAAUAAAAUAUAUCACAUUUAAAAAUUUUGCUGAAUUGCAGAAAAAUGAGGAACAUUUUACAUUUUCUCAAACAGGGUAAGGAACUUGGUUUCUCGCAUAGCUUCUGGCACAGACAUCUGAGGGCAUGGCCGUCCAAGAAGAAAAUGUAGCCAUUGAUGCCAUCUAUCGACCACAGGCAAAGAUUGGAGAUCCGUUGGAUACCGACCGAGUUAUAGGCAAAAUUUGGUGCAAAAAUGAGGAACAUUUUACAUUUUCUCAAACAGGGUAAGGAACUUGGUUCCUCGCAUAACUUCUGGCAUAGACAUCUGGGGGCAUGGCCGUCCAAGAAGAAAAUGUAGCCAUUGAUGCCAUCUAUCGACCACAGGCAAAGAUUGGAUAUCCGUUAGAUACCGACCGAGUUAUAGGCAAAAUUUGGUGCGAAAAUGAGGAAAAUUUGACAUUUUCUCAAACAGGGUAAGGAACUUGGUUCCUUGCAUAGCUUCUGGCACAAACAUCUGAGGGCAUGGCCGUCCACGAAGAAAAUGUAGCCAUUGGUGCCAUCUAUCGACCACAGGUUGAAGAUUGGCGAUCCGUUGGAUACCGACCGAGUUAUAGGCAAAACUUGGUGCGAAAAUGAGCCUUAGUGGAUUGACAAAUUUAUAGAUUUUUUCAAUUUUUUUCAUUAUUUUUUACCUUUUUUUCAUUUAAAGCAUUGUUUGAGUGAAAAGGAACGUAUUGCAACAAUUUCGCAUUAAAAUAAAACAAAUUUUUAAAUUUUGCUAAAUUUCUCAAAAAAAUGGCAAGGGGUACCCCUUAUAAAAUUUUCGAGUGGAAAUUUUUUUUGAAAUUUUUUUCUGAUUUUUUAUUCUUUUUUUAAUUUAAAGCAAUAUUUGAGUGAAAAGAAACUUAUUGCAACAAAUUCGCAAUAAAAUAUAUCACAUUUAAAAAUUUUGCUGAAUUGCAGAAAAAUGAGGAACAUUUUACAUUUUCUCAAACAGGGUAAGGAACUUGGUUCCUCGCAUAGCUUCUGGCACAAACAUCUGAGGGCAUGGCCGUCCAAGAAGAAAAUGUGGCCAUUGAUGCCAUUUAUCGACCACAGGCAAAGAUUGGAGAUCCGUUGGAUACCGACCGAGUUAUAGGCAAAACUUGGUGCAAAAAUGAGGAAAAUUUUACAUUUUCUCAAACAGGGUAAGGAACUUGGUUCCUCGCAUAACUUCUGGCACAGACAUCUGAGGGCAUGGCCGUCCAUGAAGAAAUUGUAGCCAUUGGUGCCAUCUAUCGACCACAGGUUAAAGAUUGGCGAUCCGUUGGAUACCGACCGAGUUAUAGGCAAAACUUGGUGCGAAAAUGAGCCUUAGUGGAUUGACAAAUUUAUAGAUUUUUUCAAUUUUUUUCAUUAUUUUUUACCUUUUUUUCAUUUAAAGCAUUGUUUGAGUGAAAAGGAACUAAUUGCAACAAUUUCGCAUUAAAAUAAAACAAAUUUUUAAAUUUUGCUAAAUUUCUCAAAAAAAAUGGCAAGGGGUACCCCUUAUGAAAUUUUCGAGUGGAAAAUUUUUUUAAAAUUUUUUUCUGAUUUUUUAUUCUUUUUUUAAUUUAAAGCAAAUUUUUGAGUGAAAAGAAACAUAUUGGAACAAAUUCGCAAUAAAAUAUAUCACAUUUAAAAAUUUUGCUGAAUUGCAGAAAAAUGAGGAACAUUUUACAUUUUCUCAAACAGGGUAAGGAACUUGGUUCCUCGCAUAGCUUCUGGCACAGACAUCUGAGGGCAUGGCCGUCCAAGAAGAAAAUGUAGCCAUUGAUGCCAUCUAUCGACCACAGGCAAAGAUUGGAGAUCCGUUGGAUACCGACCGAGUUAUAGGCAAAACUUGGUGCAAAAAUGAGGAAAAUUUUACAUUUUCUCAAACAGGGUAAGGAACUUGGUUCCUCGAAUAACUUCUGGCACAGACAUCUGAGGGCAUGGCCGUCCAAGAAGAAAAUGUAGCCAUUGAUGCCAUCUAUCGACCACAGGCAAAGAUUGGCGAUCCGUUGGAUACCGACCGAGUUAUAGGCAAAAUUUGGAGCGAAAAUGAGAAACAUUUUACAUUUUCUCAAACAGGGUAAGGAACUUGGUUCCUCGCAUAACUCCUGGCACAGACAUCUGAGGGCAUGGCCGUCCGAGAAGAAAAUGUAGCCAUUGAUGCCAUCUAUCGACCACAGGCAAAGAUUGGCGAUCCGUUGGAUACCGACCGAGUUAUAGGCAAAACUUGGUGCGAAAAUGAGCCUUAGUGGAUUGACAAAUUAAUAGAUUUUUUCAAUUUUUUUCAUUAUUUUUUACCUUUUUUUCAUUUAAAGCAUUGUUUGAGUGAAAAGGAACGUAUUGCAACAAUUUCGCAUUAAAAUAAAACAAAUUUUUAAAUUUUGCUAAACUUCUCAAAAAAAUGGCAAGGGGUACCCCUUAUGAAAUUUUCGAGUGGAAAAUUUUUUUGAAAUUUUUUUCUGAUUUUUUAUUCUUUUUUUAAUUUAAAGCAAUAUUUGAGUGAAAAGAAACUUAUUGCAACAAAUUCGCAAUAAAAUAUAUCACAUUUAAAAAUUUUGCUGAAUUGCAGAAAAAUGAGGAACAUUUUACAUUUUCUCAAACAGGGUAAGGAACUUGGUUCCUCGCAUAGCUUCUGGCACAAACAUCUGAGGGCAUGGCCGUCCACGAAGAAAAUGUAGCCAUUGGUGCCAUCUAUCGACCACAGGCAAAGAUUGGAGAUCCGUUGGAUACCGACCGAGUUAUAGGCAAAACUUGGUGCAAAAAUGAGGAAAAUUUUACAUUUUCUCAAACAGGGUAAGGAACUUGGUUCCUCGCAUAACUUCUGGCACAGACAUCUGAGGGCAUGGCCGUCCAUGAAGAAAUUGUAGCCAUUGGUGCCAUCUAUCGACCACAGGUUAAAGAUUGGCGAUCCGUUAGAUACCGACCGAGUUAUAGACAAAACUUGGUGCGAAAAUGAGCCUUAGUGGAUUGACAAAUUUAUAGAUUUUUUCAAUUUUUUUCAUUAUUUUUUACCUUUUUUUCAUUUAAAGCAUUGUUUGAGUGAAAAGGAACUAAUUGCAACAAUUUCGCAUUAAAAUAAAACAAAUUUUUAAAUUUUGCUAAAUUUCUCAAAAAAAUGGCAAGGGGUACCCCUUAUGAAAUUUUCGAGUGGAAAUUUCUUUUGAAAUUUUUUUCUGAUUUUUUAUUCUUUUUUUAAUUUAAAGCAAUAUUUGAGUGAAAAGAAACUUAUUGGAACAAAUUCGCAAUAAAAUAUAUUACAUUUAAAAAUUUUGCUGAAUUGCAGAAAAAUGAGGAACAUUUUACAUUUUCUCAAACAGGGUAAGGAACUUGGUUCCUCGCAUAGCUUCUGGCACAGACAUCUGAGGGCAUGGCCGUCCAAGAAGAAAAUGUAGCCAUUGGUGCCAUCUAUCGACCACAGGUUAAGGAUUGGCAAUGCGUUGGAUACCGACCGAGUUAUAGCUAAAACUAGGCGCAAAAAUGAGCCUUAUGAAAUUUUCUAAUUUUUCUAAUUUUUUAAUUUUUUACAAUUUUUUAUUCUUUUUUUUUUGUUUAAAACAUUAUUUGAGUGAAAAGAAACCUUUUUAAAUAAAAUAAAUCAAUUUCAUUUUUUUUGCAAAAUUUCUCAAAAAAAACGUAAGGGGUAAGCCUUAUGAAAUUUUCGAGUAGAAAUUUCUUUUGAAUUUUUUUCUGAUUUUUUAUUCUUUUUUUAAUUUAAAGCAAUAUUUGAGUGAAAAGAAACUUAUUGCAACAAAUUCGCAUUAAAAUAUAUCACAUUUAAAGAUUUUGGUGAAUUGCAGAAAAAUGAGGAACAUUUUACAUUUUCUCAAACAGGGUAAGGAACUUGGUUCCUCGAAUAACUUCUGGCAUAGACAUCUGAGGGCAUGGCCGUCCAAGAAGAAAUUGUAGCCAUUGGUGCCAUCUAUCGACCACAGGUUAAAGAUUGGCGAUCCGUUGGAAACCGACCGAGUUAUAGGUAAAACUUGGUGCAAAAAUGAGGAAAAUUUUACAUUUUCUCAAACAGGGUAAGGAACUUGGUUCCUCGAAUAACUUCUGGCAUAGACAUCUGAGGACAUGGCCGUCCGAGAAGAAAAUGUAGCCAUUGGUGCCAUCUAUCGACCACAGGUUAAGGAUUGGCGAUCCGUUGGAUACCGACCGAGUUAUAGCUAAAACUUGGCGCAAAAAUGAGCCUUAUGAAAUUUUCUAAUUUUUCUAAUUUUUUAAUCUAUAUUUGUAAUAUUCUUUUGUCGCGGUGUUAGUGUGCAAACUCCUCUUAAACGGCUGCACCGAUUUGUAUGAAAUUUUCGUUGAACGUUCGUUAGGUAUGAGAAUAGGUUUAGCGCUUCUUUUCAUUUCGCUAUUUGGCCUUUGGUCAAUAUUAUGAGUUCUUUUCUGUUUUUCCUACGGGAGUUAUCAAGUAGGCAUAGCCAUCAUUUCAACACGAACAAUGUUGAACACUGCUGAAACAAUCAAGCUCUAACGAAUAAAUCAAUCAAAGUAGAAGUGUCUUCUGUACGACGAUUUAUUUGUGCAACUUUUUCAUUAAAGCGUAAACUGAGUGAUAAAUAAAUAAAAAGGAUCCGACUCGCGAGGUCUUUGAAUCAGGCCCGCGAAGGAAGAACGAGAACAUGGAAUAUUAUCUCGCUUGGGUGAUUUUUAGCCUGAAAAAUUGAGGAAUCAUUUUUAUAUGUUGUUUGUGUACUGUUUUAUACUUCAGUAACAGACACUUGAAUGCCUCUUGAAGUCCACACAACUGUUGAAUUUUGUUUCCUUCCAACUUCUUCCUCUCUACCGACUUUUUCAAUCUAGGCCCCCAAGAUAAUUUUUAUUUGCAAACCCGAACCCAGCCAAAAUGAGUUUUACAUCACUGCUCUAGUAGAAGGUCUAAAAAAUAUUUUCCAGAUGGUACGUAGUUCAGCAAUCUUUUUAUAUCCUUAAUGUCUCUAUUGCCGAUAUACAUGUAUAAUGAGCAAAUCAAAUAUCUAUCAAUUACACAUAAAUCGAAUUUCAAACACUGCUCCACUUAAAGCAGGGAGCUCACUUAACACUUAAAAGCACAUUACAUAAAGCAAGACCCAGAAACGCAAGAUCGCAAGUGUAUAAUAGCCUCAAUGAACCUCUCUUCAAUGCGGUAAUAUUUGCUACCAUGCAUUUGCUCAUUUUCCACUAGAAUACCACUCUAUGCCAGCGUUGUUGAAACAAGUGAUUGCUCGGCUCUUUUCGCAAAGUUCUCCCGUUUAAAGAAGCAAAUCUUCUGCUACGGAUAGGAUGGCUGUGCAUUUCCAUUUACCUUCAGACGGUGCAUGUAGCUGAACCAUCUCCACCGGCAUCAUCUCUCCAUUUGCUGAAGCAAAACUAUGCAAUUAAGGCACUCCAUUCGAGUAUUUCAUCAUCGCUUGCACGUACACCGAUGGGAAGCGAUUUCGACAGAUUGAUUGGCUUAUUUCAUCCGCUCGUUACAAGCUUCCUUAUGCCACCGGCAAACAUCUUAGUGUUUGGAAAUGGAAAUCAAUUCAACGGUAUUCGCUCUGUAUGCGUCUGACAGCACUCAAUCAGCAUGCACAUCAAUGACAUACGCUUGAAGAAAGCUCGGUACGGUACGGUGAUUACAUACUGUUUGUACCAGCUACAAAAAGAUUCUUUUCCCUGCUCGUCCGUGUCAAUUCGUGCUCUGCUUCCUAUCCACUGUGUGGUUGUACUGUUCAUCAAAAGCACCGUACGGGAAUUGAAUUAAAUAAACACAAAAUACGAAAUUACGGCCACUCCACCGGCCUAAUUAUGGCAAUCAUUCCAGCAUGACGAACAGGAGCUCCCGUUUGCGGAAGCUUUCGUGGUACAGAAACAGUGUGAAGAAACUGUCUUCCUGUUAUCACACACCCCCGGUAGUAGUUAGGGCUGGAAUGCAAGCAAUAAUAAGCUAUGUAAUUAGCUGUGUCUUGUGAGGUUUGAUUACCGACCCUCGGAAGCAGCCCCGAUGAAAGUAACAACAUUACCAUUCGGUGGUCUGUCAUUAGUCAGUUUACUUCCGGGCCGCCACACGCCUUCUUCCGAGGAGGAGGAGGCGGCCCUGUGUUGGCAUUGAUGCGUUCUUAAUGGGACGGAAAUUUUGCAAGGCACCCGGCAAAGCUGUAAUAAAUGUUAAUGCAAUCACACGACGAGCAGCAUCGUGCGAUGGUGCUGUUAGGGGCCCUUAACGUUGCGGUGAUGAGGACCUGCCAUUGAUUCGCAUGAGCAUAUCGCAUUGUUUUUCUUUUCUUACUUUUCCAUUCACCACUGGAGAGAACAUUUUUUAGCGUGGGGUAGAAUUGUAUUGUUUUUGGGGGCAAAAUGCUUACGCUGCUUAUCGUUGUACUGUGCUUAAUUUGUAGUUUCAAGAGCUAAUUGUUUGGUUUGGAAAAAUGUGCCCAAUAAUCAAUUUUAGCAAUUCAGUGAGUUAUAUUUGUUUUUCCUUUAAAAAAAAUGGCCUGACUCGCCAAAUUCAAAAUCAAUGUAAUGUUAAGAAGAAAUUGGCUCAAAACAACAUUUUAUAAUUUCUUUUAAAUUUUUCUUUUGUGUUAUUCAGUCAUCUAGCACUUAUUCUCUCGUAUGGUAAAGCUCACUUUGGAAUUAAAUUGGCUUUACUUCAUCAAUAGAUGAUGGUCAUAUAAAUCUGAUAUCUCUAAUGUUUAAUGUUUCAUGGUACUAUCCAAAGAAAUGUGUUUUGAUAUUUAAUAUUUUUAAUUAAAUUUGAAUUCACAAUUACAAAAAAAACACUUAAGUGAAAUAUGAAAUACACUUCACAUCAAAUAUUUAAAGCGUAUUUCUGAAACAAAAAACAUCCAAAAACAUUAAUUAAAAUUUGCAACUCUCGCUUCAAGUGAAAACUUUUCGCCUUCAAAGUAAAAACCAAAAAAGGAAAAAUUCUCCUUCCACGGGUUGGAAAAACGAAAAACCAUGUCCGUGCACUUAUCGUACCUCGGUAAUUAUGCUUAUGCAUCGCGCAAGCCUUGACAACCAUGACGAGCACUGCCAUCGGAAAUGUGCCAAUCCAAAAGUCAUUCUAAGGCAAAAACAUGGCUUCUCAAGCAACGACAGCAAAACAUUCUAGUGGAAAGUAAAAAAAAAACAACAACAAGCGUGUUGUUAAGCGUCAGCGUGGAAAUGGGAAAGGUGUAGGGAAAGUUAUUUAUCCGACAUCUUCCUCUUUUGGGGGAAACCGACCGGUAUCCCGUGCUGGGAUGUGAGAUUAGGCAAAGAGGCAAAUUUAAACUUCAUUACGACAUGAUAUUUGCAUUUUCUUUCCCAAUCUUCAAGCAGCUGAAAUGGUGGCUCUACUGGGGGGCAUGCUUUGGGUGCAAGGGAGGUGUUUUAUUGCCCUGGAUGAUAAUAAUCAGCCCGAGCUUUAAUCCAAUUCAGAAAACGAUCUGUCGCCAAGACUCAUUAAUCUUCGCCAGCACGGAAUAAGGGGCGUGUGGCGGUACUAACCGAUGGAUGCUAAUGUCACCUCAUAUCGCUUGAGGAUGCGAUUCUUACGUGUACCUUCUUUAAUGUGUUGUUUUCUCUUCCUCCUGCAAUAACAUUGUGUGGUUAGAAGGAUGUGGUUUUUCUUAUCUGUGUGUUUUUUUAUUCCAUUCCGUUUUCCGACAGAUUCCAACGAGGCGAAGGCAGCGCACAGAAACUCAUUAGGUCCAUUACAAAGUCAAUUUAUUACUAAGAAUAACACUAGAGUAAUUAGUCAACGAGGGGGCCUAGCGGUGCUGCCCUGCAGCGUCACCAUGACAACACCAGCCACUGUGUCCUGGUUCCGGCGGAAAGACUACCAGCUGCUGACGGUCGGCCUUUCGACGUACAGUAGCGACGAUCGGUUCCUGGUCGAGCAUACGCGCCAUCUCGGCAACUGGGCGCUGCGGAUAAAGAACGCCCGAAAGGAGGACGAAGGACUGUACGAGUGCCAAAUUUCCACCCAUCCACCCCAGUCGAUAUUCAUCGAGCUUAGGAUCGUCGAGGCGGUCGCAGAAAUUAUUGAAUCACCCGAGUUGCAUAUAAACGAAGGAUCGACACUCCGGCUGGAAUGCAAACUGAAACGUGCCACCGAAAGUCCGCUUUACGUCUUUUGGUAUCACGAAGAUCGGAUGGUGAACUACGAUCAGGAGGAUGGCGUGUCCGUGUCGAACAAUAAGCUCGCCUCCAGCAUCCUGUCGGUGCGGAAUGCGACGGCCCGGCACGGUGGCAACUACACCUGCGCUCCGGCCAACGCGCGCCAAUCGAGUAUUUACGUGCACGUGCUGAAAGCCAUUCCGCUAAUAACUCGAAUAGAUGAUAGAUACGCCAAGAAAGGUGAAAAGCCAGCCGCAAUGCAUGAGAACCCGACGGCAACGUCCGGUGCCGGUGCGACACUGUCACUGACCACCGCAUAUCGGUGCGGUUGGUUACGGCCGCCGGCAGUGGGCAGCACGUGCUAUCUGACGCUGGUUAGUUUGCUUCCUGCCACGAUCAGUCUCAUCACACUGCUGACAUGCUGGUCGGUACCGUUCGGAAGGGUGCCACCCAGUGCCACCAUCCCGACGCCAUCCCGACCGAUGGGACACAAGCGACGGCACGAGCCUUACCACGUCGGGAUGCGUUCCGGCCGCACACAGCACUGUAUACUAAGCGUUCUUCUACACUCCGUUAAGACUAUCUUCAGCAAAAGUAUUAAACUGUUCGAUGUAGUUUAAAAAGGGGGAAUCAGUGGUGCCCUCCCGAGUGUUUCGUUCGGGUACUACCGUGUGGGAUUUAGGGGGCGGAAAAUGGAAGGUGAAGUACCCCUCUGAAGCCCCCCGAGCUGACAUACGUAUAAAUAUUUUGUACAGGUUUUCUAGCAUUUAAAAUGUUUAGGGUUAAUCUUUACGGGCAAUUAAGGGAUUUCCGGUGCGGUUUUUGGUUUGUAUGGCCGAGCUGCAGACAACAACAGAAAGUACAACACGACUGGACAGCACACAAACGGUGCUGAUAGUGCGGCACAGGAAGGUAAACGAGAGCUAGACGAGAUUCUGUGGAAAAGGGGAAUUGUACAUUAAGGGUCAAUGUAAAUCGGAGGCAAAUGCAUGUUUGCUAAGGCAAAUAAGACAAACCGUACCAAAACCGUACACCCGGGGUGCAUCUAACAUCAUGCAAUGUGGUAAGCAUGUUGCAAAGUUUCCAGCGUUAACCAAAUGCAGCUGAGCUUAAAUUGUUAUCCACUGUUGUAGAGUACGACUUUUGUUGAUCUAACCAAAAUGAAGACAUCUUUUAUUUUGUGUGGCCGUGUGGUUGUAUUCUCAAUUUGGUACAUCUGCAACAGCUCCAAAACCAGUAUGUGGUUAGGCAUACAAGAAACUUUUUUUGCUCAUUUCUACCAACGAUCGUUUCUAUCGGCGAUUGUUAUCUUCAUAAAAUCAAUCAUUUCAAAUCGAUCGAUUUGUAAGACAAAUAUACAUUUCUGCUAUUCUGCCAACCCUCCCCGAAUCAAUCACUGCAUUGAGAUUGUUUCACCCUAAUCUAUCUGCAAUAGUUGUCGAACUUUGGCCACAAAUUUUCCCAGCUGAGUAAAUUUUCUCCGAACCAGAACCAUUCCACCAGUUACAGCAGGCACACAGGUUGAACCCUCUCGAGUAAGAGCGUUCUACGGUAAUGGCAGAUUCAAGUCGAACGACGAAAAACUUCAUCAUCAACGUUUCAAACCGUACCCGACAAUAGCAAAUGGAUAAAAGUAUUUACGAUGAAAUAUUGAUUAAACAAACGGAAAUUCUUUCGAUUCAAUGUCUGGACGAAGUAAAUCUACCCUUCCCGAUCUUCUCAUUGGUUUGUCUGAGGGUUUUUCCCCCUCCCCCCUAUUUCUAUCGGACAGAUGGAAAAGAUUUCAUUUUACAUUUUCCUUCAGUUUACCGCAUACAAACCAGUAUUGCUGUAAUCCGUCUUCCUUUUGCUAGUUGAACCGAUCGGGCACACAACUUUCCUGUAGGAAAAACUUGUGGAUUUGCGUUUUAUGCUGCUUUCGAUUUACGCUGCUGCUACACUGUUACGAGACCUCAAGCUCAAGGAAGUAGCAUUGAUCCGUAUCAUUAUCGGGAGCAAAAGUACGCGAACUAUAGCAUACUUUUUUUCUGCGAGAUUUUUUGCCGAUACUAUCAUAAAUACAGUGGUUGUCAUAUGAUCAUGUUAACUGGAUUAUUUUAUGUUCAAAAUAUUUUUAAAAAAAUCGAGCAAUAAGUCAUGGUUUUAAAAUUUGAACAAAGUCUGUGGCGUUUUUCUUUUUUAAAGUUAUCUUUUACUGAACUUAUCUGAAUUAAAUAAUUUUAUAUCCGCAAAACAAUUCGAAUAGUAAAGCUUAACUUGUACGGCAUAUGGCAUAAUUUCAGGCGUUAUGUGUAUUGAAGUUGCUUAUAUGUAUAAAUUUGAUUAGAAAUAUAAUUUCUUAUCAACUUUCAUUGUGUUUCUUUUUUAUCCACUUGGUGAGAAGAUAAGAAAAAUAACAGUCAUAUUUUUUUAAAUUUAAUUAUAUACCAAUAAUUUACAAUCUUCCUAUUCUAGUUGUCAUUUAGAUAAGAAAUAAUCCACUAUAUUUAUUGCCCCUAGAUACGUUCAUGAUCCAAUAGAUUAAAGUGGUCAAAUAAUAUAUGAAACACUGUAAUCAAACUUAGAUUAAAAUGGAAUCGAAAAACAGGCUUCUACACUUCACCAAAGGAAAGCAAUAUAAAAGUUUAGCGUACUCGGGAAACUUCCUUCUUCUUCUUUUUUUUUGCUUCCCAUCACUUCAGAGCAAGAUUUCUCAAGGAUUAGUAGCGCUUACUACCUUCUCUGUGAACGAUAGACGAUAAAUCGCGCAAUGUUCGUGAAUCGUGCCAAUUCGUACUGCCACCGCCCGUUGUCUCUCGUUUCUUGCAGAGCAAAAAUAAUGAGCCCAACCGUUGCUCGGCGGGGCGUUCGCCACUAAUCAUGAAUAAAAUACAUUUAUCUGUUCCAUUGAAAGGAGUUCCGUGAAUGGAUCAAGUGCCCGGUUGGAAAAGUUUCCAUUUGCCCCGGGGGGGUACGAUAGCGAUCCGGCGAUGCUACUUUCUUAUAAUGCACCAGCGCUGUGUGCAUUCAUUGUGCUGCGGUACCGCUGAAUCAUUGAUGGUAUUUGCAUAAACGAUUAAAAAUGCAAAUUAUAGUUAUUUUAUCUCGAACUAUCUCGCACGGUGCCGAUUCGCGGUCGGGCUGGCAGGUGGAUCGCGCAUGAAUGAAGUUUGCAAUCGGAAAACCACCGCACCUGGCCGGCCAAUCGGGAUCAGCACGGUUACGGGUCGGUGCAUUCCAAUUGCAAACCAUAUUCGAGCACUUUAUCUUUAGUACCAUACGCCUAUCACCUGCAUCCUGAGCACUAGGUAUUAUAAUGCUAGGGGUUGAACGGGGAAAACUUUCUAAUCCACUCCAGUACUGGGAAUAUUCCCGAUGUCAUGAUGGUGCGUUUGGUUGACCGAAGGGUCGGCAGCAAGGAUAAUUGCAUACAUGGAAUGAAGCACGUUUUUUACACCUUCUUUAAGCGGGAGUUACUUGUAGAGAGACAACCAAAAAGUGUUGUUAGACAAACUGGUAUUUAAAUCUGAGUAAAA
Messenger RNA from Anopheles funestus (African malaria mosquito), 13670 nucleotides. RefSeq lists its product as uncharacterized. NCBI's taxonomy places the organism in Eukaryota, Metazoa, Arthropoda, Insecta, Diptera, Culicidae. Gene Ontology annotation, cellular component: neuron projection membrane. The coding region runs from base 9654 to 10775 and encodes 373 amino acids. The transcript has 12 exons. The record is from RefSeq and is a predicted model, not a curated record. Gene Ontology annotation, biological process: synapse organization.